AUGAUGGACCACGACGAAAGAUCUCCUCUGCUUAGGCACGAGGGUAGAACCCCUUCUCAAAUAUCUGAGGCAACUCAGCUGUCCAUCACCCAGGAGGCCUUUCGCCUUUUACGAUCCACGAUCCCCAUCACUGCCUCCUUUGCGCUACAGAACAUUGUACAGGCCGUCAGCGUCAUCAUCGUCGGCAGCCUAGGUCACCACGAGCUUGAUAUCGCGUCCUACGGCUAUAUGUUCGCCACCUGCACUGGUAGCAUGGUGGCCAUCGGGGGUGCCACGGCGCUGGACACGCUGUGCGCGCAUGCCGUGGCUGCCGCUGGCAAAACGAAUGAGUCCCCGACUCUCCUCGGUCGGCAUCUUCAACAGAGCUUGAUAGUUCUCAGCACACUAUUCAUCCUGGUCAUCACACCUGUCUGGAUCUUUUCUGAUCGCCUGUUCCUGGCGCUGGGACAGGAGGCUUGGCUCGCUCGAGGCACACACCGCUUCUUGGUCCUGAUGCUGCCUGCUGGCUACUUCCAGAUGCUGGCCGAGUGUCUUAAAAAGUAUGGCCAGGUACAGGGGCAGAGCACAGCGGUGGGCUGGGCAACGUUUGCCGCGACCAUCGUCGGGGUUGUUUCCAAUCACAUCUUCGUCAAGGCGACGCCGCUCCGCAUCAACGGUGCCCCAUGUGCGUUUUUCAUCUAUCAGCUCACGACGGUAGCUAUCCUUUGCGUUCUUCUGGUUCGCAGAGAACGCCAAACAAAGACGAUAGUGUUUAUUCGGACUUGGGAAAGCUUACUGGAUGGCCUCUGGGUCAAUGCUUUCUUGUCCUUGACUGGUCUCACUACCAUUGCCACGGAGUGGUGGAGCUUUGAGAUUCUAGCUAUGAUGGCUGCUCGUCUCUCGGCAAGUGAAAUUGCUGCUCAGAGUAUCUUGAUGUCCGCGGACCUCAUUUUUACCACCGUUUCUUUGGGCGUCGGAGUUGCCUCUAGCCACCGAAUUGGCCAUUUCUUCGGCCGCAACGAACCUCUCUACGCCCGUCGUGCCGCUCUCUCGCCUUAUGCACUGUCUUUGGGUCUCGGCCUAUUCGAGUUCAUCCUCAUUAUGGCCGUACGGAAUCGGUUCGGUUAUCUGUUCACCUCAGACCCUGACUCGGUGGCCAUGACUGCCAAAGUCUUACCUCUUAUGGCAGCGUUUCAGGUCCUGGACCUCUCCAACGGGGGUGCUGGCGGAAUCCUGCGAGGCGCCAAGAAGAACCACCUGUCAGGAAUGUGCAACUUUCUGGCAUACUACGGUAUUGGCCUUACGUCGGCUUGGGCUCUGUGCUUUCGACUACAAUGGGGUAUCGUUGGGCUUUGGGCUGGCAUUGUUUGCGGGAGUGGAGGGUUGAUCAUCUUGCAGUCUCUCUGCGUGGUAUGCCUUCCCUGGAAGAAGAUUGCCCGAGAUGUAUCUGGAGAGUCAGACAACGAUGCGUCUCGAGACAUCAUGGAGUAG
Molecule: messenger RNA, 1470 nt
Organism: Penicillium waksmanii
Lineage: Eukaryota; Fungi; Ascomycota; Eurotiomycetes; Eurotiales; Aspergillaceae
Product: MATE family efflux transporter
Exons: 3
Coding region: 1-1470 (489 amino acids)
Biological process (GO): xenobiotic detoxification by transmembrane export across the plasma membrane
Cellular component (GO): membrane
Molecular function (GO): xenobiotic transmembrane transporter activity; antiporter activity
Source: RefSeq, a predicted model, not a curated record